AUGCAUAGAAGGUAUAUCACAAGAUCACAAGGCUGGAGGAAACAAGCAAGCAAGGAGCCAAUUCACUUGAUUGUUGAUAGCUCAUCUGAUUCUUAUGAGUCUGUAAAAGACAGUUUAUACAAGCCACACAUGCCACUUGAUUGUGUGGACUCAAGCAGUGACAACGAUGAUGAUGUUGGUCCUACCAGCCAUAGGAGAAAAAGGAAGAUUGGCAAUGACAAUGAUAAAGGCAAGAAAAAGGCUAUUAAUGAUGAAGAUAUUUUUCAUCAACUUUCAAUGGAUGCAUCUGAUUAUGAGAAUGAGGUAGAUGAUGAUGAGAAAGAAGAAAACUUGCAAUACUCUGAGGAUGAUGCAGACCCAACUGUGACUCCCAUCUUCAAUGAUGUUGCCAAGUUUGGACAUGUGAGGUUAGAGCUAGGUAUGGAGUUUGCCACUAAGGAUGCUUUUAAGAAAGGGGUUAGAAAUUAUACAUUGCAAGAGGGUAGGGGUGUUAGGUACAAGAAAAAUGACACUACUAGAUGUAGGAUGGUAUGCAAGAAUGAAGAUUGUCCCUGGAUGGUGUUUUGUUCUUAUAGCAAACCAAAUAGAUAUUGGCAGAUUAAGACCUUUAAUGAUGAUCAUACAUGUGAGAGAACUUUCAAGAAUAGAUGUGCAACUAGGUCUUGGGUAACUGAUGUACUUGUUAAGAAGGUUAGGAAGCUCCCAACAUUUAGACACUGUGAGUUUUUUAAUUACUUUAAAGCAAAAACUGGAAUACAAUUGUCUAGGACUACAAUUACAAGAGCUUUGGGUGAUGCAAGGAAAAUAGUGAGGGGUGAUGAAGUUGCAGAAUAUGCUAAACUCAGAGAUUAUGCAGAGGAGCUAUUGAGAUCUAAUCCGGGUUCAACUAUCAAGUUAGGUGUUAGUCCGAUGCCUAACGGAGAAGGUGUAUUUGAAAGAUUUUAUGUCUGUUUUCAUGGAUGCAAGAAAGGUUUUGUGGGUGGCUGUAGACCCUUGGUAGGACUUGAUGGGGCUUUUUUGAAGACCUAUUAUAGAGGUUGGCUGCUGUGCGCCAUGAGUCAGGACGCGAAUAAUCAUGUGUAUCCAAUUGUAUGGACAAUUGUUCAUGUUGAGAACAAAGACAACUGGAAAUUUUUCUUGGAGCUCUUGCAUAAAGACAUUGGAGAUCAGACAGAGCACGGUUGA
This is a messenger RNA of Arachis ipaensis, 1185 nucleotides long. The record is from RefSeq and is a predicted model, not a curated record. NCBI's taxonomy places the organism in Eukaryota, Viridiplantae, Streptophyta, Magnoliopsida, Fabales, Fabaceae.